Molecule: messenger RNA, 3978 nt
Organism: Asterias rubens (European starfish)
Lineage: Eukaryota; Metazoa; Echinodermata; Asteroidea; Forcipulatida; Asteriidae
Product: transcription elongation regulator 1-like
Exons: 17
Coding region: 7-3222 (1071 amino acids)
Cellular component (GO): nucleus
Molecular function (GO): transcription coregulator activity; RNA polymerase binding
Source: RefSeq, a predicted model, not a curated record
UCCAACAUGGCGGACGAAGGUGAUGUGAUGGAACAUGAAAAUCUCACGGAAAAUGACUCUAAUUCAACAUCUCAGCAUCAAUCGUCUUUAAAAAAUGAAGUACCGAACAGAGAGUUAUCUCAAGAAAAUAACAGGCAAAGAGGGUUUCCAGUACCAGGUCCAAGGUUCCGUAAUUUUCCUCCCAGGUAUCCAGGUCCUCCAGGCCAGCAUAUGAGAGGUGGUGGCCAUGGAAACAUGCCACAGCAGAGACCUUUCUUUGGCCGACCUCCCCCAGACAGGAUGUUUCGUCCCCCUCCAUUUGAUCAAAACAUGCCUCGAGGACCACCACCACAAGGCUUAAUGGGAAUGCCUCCUUUCAUGAAUAGGCCACCACUAUUGCCACCUCCCUUUGGAAUGCCGCCACCCCUUCUUGGUAACCUACAGCAGCAACCUAUAGCAGGCAACCAACAGACACCAUCUGCUACUUCACCUGCUGCUGUGGCUGCUCUAGAUCCUAAUCAAGACUUCUGGGUUGAGCAUGUUACUCCUGAAGGAAAGACGUAUUAUUAUCAUGCCAAGAAGCGUGAGUCUGUGUGGACAAAGCCAGCGAAUGUCAAAAUUAUUAAACAGACAGAGCUGCAGGCUCUAGCUGCUGCAGCUGGUAUCACAACAAGUACAGCAGCAUCAACUACAGCGGGAGCAGCAUCAGUGACCAGUGUAGAGGCAAACCAGACCUCAGCAGCAUCUGGGAUUAACCCAGGGAAUCCAGCUGCUGCAGCAGCUGCAGCAGCAACUGCUGUAGCAACAGCAGCGAAGGCAGCCUCUGUAACGUCUAUUGAAACUACACAAGCUCAGACUACACCAGCUAUUACAACACAGGUUGCACCUACUGCCACGACACUGAGUACAUCAACACCAACACCUGUAGCAACAACACUAUCCCAACAGCAGCAACAGCAACAUCCACCACCAUUGAUGCCUUUCACUGGUGUACCACCCAUGCUGACUGGUCAAGGACCUGCACCAACGGGAAUGCCUCCUCCACCAUUCCACUUAUUUCAAGCUCACAUGGCACGAAUGAGGAUGCCUGGCUCAAUGUCUGGAAUCCCUCCUAUGAUGCCUAUACCAGGUAUGCCAGGUGGACUCCUUCCCCCAGGAAAUAAUGUUGCUCCACCAAUGUUUAGGCCACCAUUCCAGCAAGCACCAGGGGGAGGACCAGCAGCUGGUGCAACAGCUUCUAAGAGUAUAUGGACUGAGUACAAGACAGCAGAUGGACGGCCAUAUUUCUAUAAUACAAGAACCAUGGAGUCCACUUGGGAGAAACCUAAGGAGUUAGUGGAGGCAGAGGAAGCCAAGAAAGAGCCUGUUAAGGAAAAGGAUCCUGUCAAGAUGGAUGGUGACAAAGAGCUCCCCAAGGAGGAAGAAGAGAAGAAAGAAGAUGAGGUUAAGAUGGAAGAAGAGGAGGAAACAGUAGAUGACAUCAAAGAGAAAGAAGUGCAGAAGGAAGAGAAGAUGAUGACAGAAGCUAAGCAGAUAGUUGAAGAACCUAUUGAUAAAUCUAAGCCCAUUGCAACCAAGCCCAUCCCAGGAACACCAUGGUGUCUUGUAUGGACGGGAGACAGCAAGGUGUUUUUCUUCAAUCCAUCUACAAGAAUGUCGCUAUGGGAACGACCUGAUGACCUUUAUAAUAGGGCUGAUGUAGAUAGGAUGAUUUUAGAAUCUCCACCAGGACUAGACAAAGGAAAACAAGAAGAAACAACCGCUGCCAAGAAGCGAGCCGAUGAUUCUCUACAAGAUGAGCAACAACCCAAGACCAAGAAGAAGAAGAAGUCAACCUCGGAGUCUUCUCCUGAGCCUUCUGAUCCACUGAAGGAAGCGGCAUUGGAGGCAGAAAUCAAAGCGGCAAGAGAGAGGGCUGUCACCCCAUUGGAGAUCAGGAUGAAACAAUUCAUGGACAUGUUACUGGAGAAAGGGGUGUCAGCCUUCUCAACUUGGGAGAAAGAACUUCACAAGAUUGUCUUUGACCAUCGUUACCUUCUCCUGAACCCUAAAGAACGUAAACAGGUGUUUGAGAACUUUGUUAAAAACAGGGCUGAGGAGGAACGUAAGGAAAGGGCAGGAAAACUAAAACAGAGCAAAGAAGACUUCAAAGUUCUCCUGCAGGAAUCCAAACUUGGACCCAAGAGUUCCUUCAGUGAGUAUGCCCAGAAGCACGGUAAGGAUGCACGCUUCAAGAGCAUUGAGAAGAUGCGAGACAGAGAAAGUCUCUUCAAUGAAUUUAUUCAACAAAUCCGUAAAGCAGCCAAGGAGGAGAGCUCCUUGAAAGCAGAGAAGCUUAAGACUGACUUCUUUGCAUUACUGGAUGAACUGAAGAAUCUUGACAGUAAGUCUCGCUGGUCAAAGGUCAAGGAUAGUAUUCAUCAUGACUCUCGCUAUAAAGCCGUACAUCAUAGCUCACAGCGCGAGGAACUCUUUAAGGAGUACAUCAACAAGAAGGGGGAUGUUGUGAAUGUAGAUGCAGAGAGACAGAAGAGAGUAGAGACCAGUCUUAGAGAGAGAGAAAAGGAGGUACAAAGAACUCGUACUGAACAACAGAAAGAACUAGACCGAGAAAGAGGACAGUUCAAGAAAGAGGAGGCUGUACAGCACUUUAAGGCUCUACUCACAGACCUGGUGCGAGACUCGGAGACUACUUGGCGUGAUGCAAGAAAGCAGCUAAAACGUGACCAUCGUUGGGAAUUGGCGUCACUUCUUGACAAAGAAGAUCGAGAGAGACUCUUCACUAGUCACACCUCUUCUCUUGUCUACAGAAAGAAGGAAAAGUUUGAUGAAUUGUUGGAUGAGACGAAAGGAGUUACCCUGACAUCAACCUGGAAAGAAGUUCGUCGACUCAUUAAGGAUGAUCCUCGUUAUGUCAAGUUUUCCUCAAGUGAUAGGAAAAGAGAAAGAGAGUUCAGUGAGUACAUCAAAGAGAAAUAUCUGGGUGCCAAGACGGACUUCCGAGCUCUAUUGACUGAAACUAGGAUUAUUACAUACAAAUCUAAGAAGCUGCUCCAGGAGUCAGAUCAGCAUCUUCGAGACAUUGAGAAAGUUCUUGAGAAGGACAAACGUUACCUUAUCUUGGACUGUGUGCCUGAGGAGCGUCUUGAAAUGAUUAUAACUUAUAUCAGGGAGUUAUACAAGAAGGGGCCACCUCCUCCCCCAACUGCCUCUGAGCCUUCAAGACGUCUUAUUCCUAAAUAAAUAGGACUUGAUUUUUAAUACCUACGAGCAGGGGCCAAUUUCAUAGAGCUGCUUAAGCACAAAAUUUGCUUAAGCACGAAAAUAGCUCGCUUAUUGCUGGCCAAAAUUCCAUGUCAUAUACAUUGCUUGUGACUGGUAUUUAGCUGCUGUUUACUUAGCACAACAAUUGAGGGAAGUCUUGGCCGGCAAACUAACUUUAUUAAGCAAGGAUUUUUUGAGCGUAAGCAAAAUUUGUGCUUAAGCAGCUCUAUGAAAUGGGCCCUGGUGUUGGGGAUUUUUUAUCCCUACAGAGGGCUUCUAUUUUAGGUUACUGAUGCAGGGGUCAAUUUCACAAAGAGUUAGGACUCGUCUUAUCUCGAGUAAAUCUUAAGGUCUGCAUGCUACAGUGCAGUGCUAAGUCCUAAGAUUAGUCUUAAGUUAAGAAGAGUUUUGUGAAAUCGACGGCAGCUCUUUGACUGAUGAGCAUUCAAGGGUAAAGUCCAAACGAAUUUGUUUGCUUUCAGAUGCUUGAUUUUGAGACCUCGAAAUCUAAAUCUGAGGUCUCGAAAUCAAAUUCUUGGAAAAUUACUUCUUUCUCGAAAACUAUGCUACUUCAGAGGGAGCCGUUUUGUACUUUCAACCGCUCUCGAUUCCUCGUUACCCAGUAAGUUUUUAUGCUGAAAAUUAUUUUGAGUAUUAUCACCAAUAGUGUCCACUGUUGUUUGUUUUUCUCGUACAAUGUAUUUUGGAAAGGUUUGGAAAAACUCUAUCUGCAUU